AUUGGAGGGGGCUUAAACACCAUUUUGAGCGUCGCCUUCUGGCCCAAAAAUCACAUAUGAUUACUCACUACAUAAUUACAUCAUCAAUCAUCUUCACAAAGCAAAUUAGGUCCAUAAUCACACAAUUUGCAAGACUGAAGUUAACCCAUAAUACCCAUAUAAUACAGCAACUAAAAUCCAACUCCCUUUUCCCUCAUCAACACAAUUUUUUUAAAAGAAAAAAAGAAUUAUCUUUUACAUUGCCACAAAUCAGAAAAAAGAAAAAGGAAAAAGAAAAUUUAUUCACCUUUCUGUCUUAAAUUAACAAGAACCUUGAUUUCUUGAACUCAGAUUGCACGAUUUCGAAUUAAUGUAUAAGAAAUUUGGAAUUGUAGGGUUUCUUUGCUCAGGUCUGAUUCUGGGCACUGGGUAGAUAUAUCCAAUGUUAAUUGUUGAAAUUAUAGGGUUACAAACCCUACUUUUUCUGUUGAUAUCUCUUAUUUGCAGCUGGUUACACUACAAGUGGCGCAAUGCGGUGGCUAAAAAAGAGGAAAUCAAACGACUUGUCGACAUGGUUUCUAAAGAAUCUGAAAUGUUCGAGUUUGAUUCUGUUUAUCAAUGCAAUUCGGUUCCUAGAUUAAACCAGUGCGCUGUUUGCUUUUCCCCUACCACCACGCGCUGUUCCCAAUGUAAAUCUGUUCAUUACUGUUCUGGAAAGUGUCAAAUAAUUCACUGGAGACGAGGUCACAAGGAUGAAUGUCGACCUCUAACUACUGCAAUGCAUUCAAAAGGGAAAAAUGAAUCUUUUGAAAGAUCUUCAGAAAAAAAAACUGAAAUGCAUACUGAAGGAAGUGAAUUGUUAGCUAAUUUUUCUACCAAUAAAGAAAUUGGUUAUAGUGGUACAGGCAGAUCGGAGAGACCUUCUGAAGAUAUUACUCCUGAUAUGCUGAGUGCAAGGGCUACCUCUAAGAAAAUGCAAGAAACUAAAUUGCCUCCUUCAAUGUCUGCCAAGUCUACUUGUGCAAAUAGUGUUUCAUAUGCAAGUAAAUUAAAUAAGAUGAAAUCCAGUACCAACGAAGUGGUUGGUUGCAGUUCUCAGCUUCCAAGUGGCAAGGUCGUGUCUGAUGAACUUCCCUCAGCAAAGUCAGUUAAUAAGAAGUCAGUCAGAAAAGCUGCAUCAUCAGAAAUAUUAGUUACUGAUGCUUCUAAGUCUAAUUUCUCAGCAUCUUUGAACGGUUUGAGGUUGGAUUCUAUAACUGAUAAUGGGGAAGAUGAUUUACAAUUACUUAAGGAUAAAGAAGCCAGAUGUUUGCUGUUUAAUGCUUCUGGUAAUCAUACACGAGAUGCUUCUAAUGGCUUGAAAAAUUCUGUAUGGAAAACUGUUCAGCAGUUAAGAGUGAAGCAAUCCUACAAUUAUGAGAUACUCUUUCCGUACGAACUGUUUCUGAAACUUUAUUCGUGUGACGAAGAACUAAGUCCAUUUGGACUUAGAAAUUGCGGGAAUAGUUGUUAUGCUAACACAGUUAUCCAAUGCCUGGCAUUUACUCGGCCUCUCACUUCCUACUUUGUUCGUGGCCUGCAUUCCAAAUCAUGUCGAAGGAAGGGGUGGUGCUUCAAUUGUGAAUUUCAACUUUUGAUUCUGAAAGCAAGGGAAGGGGAGUCCCCUUUGUCACCCAUUAGGAUUUUAUCCAAAAUACAAAAAAUCGGAAGUCAUCUUGGUCAUGGGAGAGAAGAAGAUGCCCAUGAAUUCUUGAGGUACGCUGUUGACACGAUGCAGUCUGUGUUCCUCAAGGAAGCUGGAUCUCUGGUUCCAUUGUCAGAAGAAUCAACUCUAGUAGGACUGACUUUUGGGGGUUACCUUCAAUCUAAGAUAAAAUGCAUGAGGUGCCUUGGGAAAUCUGAGAGAUUUGAACGGAUAAUGGAUUUAACUGUUGAGAUAGAUGGGAAUAUUGAGUCUCUUGAACAAGCUCUUACACAGUUUACAGCAGAUGAAAUGCUGGACGGAGAGAAUAAGUACAAUUGCAGCAGGUGUAAAUCUUAUGUGAAAGCUAAAAAAAAGCUGACAAUAUUAGAGGCACCCAAUAUCCUCACAAUUGUGUUAAAGCGAUUCCAGUCUAGUAAUUUUGGAAAACUAAACAAGUCAGUUCGAUUUCCCGAGGUCCUCGACAUGGCUCCCUAUAUGUGUGGAACAAGUGAUAAAUCUCCUCAAUACAGUCUCUACGCAGUAGUUGUUCACAGGGACACAAUGAGUGAUGCUUCUACAGGUCAUUAUGUCUGUUACAUAAAGACUUCACGUGGCGAAUGGUUUGGGAUUAAUGACAGCAUAGUAAAGCCUGUUGAGUUGAAGAGAGUCUUAUUGGAAGAGGCAUAUAUGCUCCUUUAUGCAAGGCACUGUCCACAAGCUCCAGCUGUACGGAAGAGCAAUGUAGAGACACAUUGUACGAAGUCCAAAAAAAGGAUUUUAGAAGCUGUUCCUGCCAAAAAUCUUAAUACAUCAAAGACUAGGUGUAACUCCCACUUCUCAAGCACUGAUCCUUCAAAGGCACAACUGAAGCAUGACAAGCACCUAUACUGGAUGGAUUCGGAUGAUUUGACCAGCACUAAAUUGCUCGAUCCAGAUGACUGCAGAUUUCACCCUGUGGAUUCCUCAAGCGAGAGUUCUUCCCUUCUUAGCUGGUCUGAUGCAAGUUCUUGCAGCACUGCAAGCACCAAGGACUCAGUGAAGAGUGAAGACUUCUCCGAUUUUCUAUUUGGGGACACAGGACCUGGUUGGUACGGGCAUCGUGGGUUUUGAGCUAACACCCAUUGAACGACCUUCCUUGUAUAGCAACUCGCAUAAGAAGAAAAAUUGACGCAGGCAACCAGACCUAAGGAGAGAUUGGUAUGAGGGUAUGGAAAACCCUGCAUUCUUUGUAUACUGAUACAAGUUUUUAGAAAAAAAGGAAUAUUGUGGAAAGUCAACCCUUCUAAUUUUGGUAGUGACAGUAGGUGCGACCUGACUUAGGACAAUUAGUGUAGGCUAACCCUCACCAUAUGAGACUUAUGGUGGUGUAAUAUUAGGAGCAGCAAGGUGAGAGCGAAUAUAUCAACUCAAACAUUUUGCUUGAGGUUUGGGUUGAGAUGAACUUGAGCUGCUAGUUAUUGUUAUUAUAACUGGAUCAUAAAUUAAUCAUCAAUUCUUUUCUGCUCCUUCCAGACCA
Molecule: messenger RNA, 3179 nt
Organism: Ricinus communis (castor bean)
Lineage: Eukaryota; Viridiplantae; Streptophyta; Magnoliopsida; Malpighiales; Euphorbiaceae
Product: ubiquitin carboxyl-terminal hydrolase 17
Exons: 11
Coding region: 422-2773 (783 amino acids)
Biological process (GO): protein deubiquitination
Cellular component (GO): nucleus; cytosol
Molecular function (GO): cysteine-type endopeptidase activity; cysteine-type deubiquitinase activity
Source: RefSeq, a predicted model, not a curated record